CGGAAGCGUGUGCGGUGCGCCUGAAUUGAGGCCAGCAUCAGGGAAGGGUGUCCCAGGUGCAGGCGAAGCUUCCUUCAGGUGUUCCUGGAGGACUUUCGGCUCGCAAGCGCUUCUCCAUUCUCCCGACGUCUCGGGCCUGAUUGGCAUCCUACUAAUUUGACCCUUAGUGAUAAGACUUGUCAGAGAUCCAGGAUUCUGAAAGUUGAUGAUAAAUGUCCGUCUGUAUCACCAUCAAUGCCUGAAAAUCAGUCAGCAACCAAAGAAUUGGGACAGAUGAACUUAACAGAACAAGAAAAGAUGAACAUUGGAGUUGUACCUUUCUCAGGGAAAGAUACUCUCCAUGACCUGUGCCAAUCACAGCUACCAGAAAACAAAGAGAGCAAAGAAGCUGUUCUAAGUAGUUUAGCUGAACGUUUGGAUUUCACAGCAGAACAAGACUUGGAGCUGACAUCAGAGGAAGAGCAAGAAAGACUAAAAGGAUUUGAAAAUAAGCAGCCACAGAAAAUGUCUCAAGAACAAGAAAUGGCUAAGGAUUGUGAUAGAGAGGAUAUACUUGUAUAUUGAAUACUUCCUCGUGUGCAAAAGUCUGAGGAAAUGUGGAUUGCACAAGGCAAAUUAGAGUGGAAAAACAAAUUAAAACUCAUUCCCUUUAAUUUGACAAAUAACAUACCUGGUUGUGAGGCAGAAGAUGCAUCUGAAGUAUCUGACUCUGUGGUAUUCAAGACAUUUCCUGAACAAAAAGAACCCAGUCUCAAAAAUAUCAUCCAUCCAUACUGUCAUCCAUACUCUGGGUCCCUGGAACAUGCUUGCCAGUCAUCUUCUAAGCUUCAUUUACAUGAAAAUAACUUAGACUGUGACAGUGAUAACAAACCAGGCAUUGAACAUAUUUUUAGUACGGAUGAGAACUUUCGUAAUGAUGCAGGCAUUAAGAAAGCAAGGAACCCAGAAGCAGUUGAAAUGAAAGAAGGCCAAGAGUUUGAUUUGCAAAUGACAAAAAAUAUGAACCAAAAUAGUGACAGUUGCAGUACAAAUAACUAUAAAAGCCUGAAACCUAAAUUAGAAAAUCUGAGUUCUUUACCACCAGAUUCUGACAGAAAAUCAGAAGUAUAUCUACAUGAAGAAAUACAGCAAGACAUGCAAAAGCUUAAGAAGGAAGUCGACAGGUUAGAAGAGUUCCUGGCUUUGAAGAAAGAGAAUGUUCAACUUCUGAAAGAGAAAGCAGCCCUGGAGAAGAGCUUGGAAGACACGAAGAAUCACUACUGUUGGCAGCUGCAGAUGAUCCAGGAGCAGAUCAGUAACUUGGAGGCCCAGAUCACUGAGGUCCGGCAAGAGAUCGAGUGCCAGAAUCAGGAAUACAGCCUUCUGCUCAGCAUUAAGAUGCAGCUGGAGCAGGAAAUCGAGACCUACUGCAACCUCCUUGAGGGAGGCCAGGAAGACUUGCAAGCCCCACCAGGCCUGCUGGGUGAGGGUCAGGAGCGCGAGGUAGCUGAGGAUGGCACUGGCCUUCGCUGCUGGGUCUCCUGGCCUGUUCCUCUCUUCCCGAAUGUUGUUUGGAUGUGCUGUCGCCUCUCUGGUUUUACAUUAAAUCAGUGAGAACUCUUGGAUUCCCUCUUUGAAAUGAAAUGGUGCCAGGCUUGGUUCCGACCCCUUCCCCUGGUGGCAACCUGAGCCUGUCACCACGACCACAAGAUGACAGCCUGUGAUGACAGGGCACCCUCAACCCAUAGUGGCCCUGGGCCAGAGCCAGGACUUUCCUCCCAAAAGCCAAGGCAGAGGCUUCACCCCUCUAGGAGAGGAAGGCCGACACCAAGGGCUUUGAGGGUGGGACUGUGCUCUGUUCACUGUCAUUGCUGUGGCAGUGCUAAUUUUUCACAUACAAGGUGUCGUUAGUCACACACAAAAAAGCUAACUGAUCACAGAAUUCUAAACAGCACAAUUCUGUCUGCAGCCUUGAAAAGCCUGGGACGUUUAGAGGUCUAGGAAAAUAUCCAAAGAUAGCAAAAAUAUGUGUUGGUUCUGAUUUUUUGUUUGAAGACACUUGUUGCUACAGAGGAGAUGGAAAGCAGAUUUAGCUGUAAAAUUUAUCAAUGUUCCAAAGCAAAGAGAAUAAAUUGGAAAUUGCCUGCAUCCCGACAACACCAGCUGGAAGAAUCCGACCUGUUAUUCUGUUAGAUGUUAGAGACACUUGGGAGCAGGACCUGGGAGGGGCCGUGGCUGGGGGCACUGCCCAGGGCCAGCUGGGGUGGCAGGCUGUGCAGGUUGCACACAUUAGAUAGGCCCUGGCCUCUGGUCCACCCUCUGCUCUAAGCACCAUCUGGCACAGAGUGAGGGGCUCUACAAGCAUCCACUAGAGGUUUUAUUAUUAUUAUUCCGAGAUGAGGUUUCACUCCUGUUGCCCAGGCUGGAGUGCAAUGGCACGAUCUCGGCUCACCACAUCCUCCACCUCCUGGGUUCAAGUGAUUCUCCUGCCUCAGCCUGCUGAGUAGCUGGGAUUACAGGCAUGUGCCACCAUGCCCAGCUAAUUUUUGUAAUUUUAGUAGAGACGAGGUUUCACCAUGUUGGAUGGGCUGGUCUCAAACUCCUGACCUCAGGUAAUCUGCAGCCUUGGCCUCCCAAAGUGCUUCCCCAGGGAUCUUCUGACCUAGCAAUCCAACUAUGACGGGCAGGUACCUGGGCCAGUGAAAGCUGAGUAACGUUAGCUGCAGCUCAUCUGUGGAAUGGAGACGGGUGUGGCUGUGCAAAGGCCUCGCCAGGCAGUGUCUCCCAUCCUGCCUAAGAAGAGGUGUGAGGCAGAGACAGCAGGUGCCCAGGGUCCUCCGAGCUGGUGGAUCCCUGCCCUGCACUUACUAGUCCAUUGCCUCUGAGCACGCUGCAGCUCCUGUACAACAGGGGCAGCUGCAUCUCAAAGUUGCUGGGAGGAGACAGUGAGGAGGUUCCCCCAAAAUGUUCUGGGCCCAGACCCCAAGACAGAGUGGGCUGCUGUACCCUGAGUUGAUGGGCACACAUAGCUGACAGAGCCUUCCACUCAGCCAGCUUGCGUCCUUGUCUUCCCCUUCCCAGGAAGUCCUCCUAAGUCUAUGCAAUGCCAUUCAGACAAUAGUUUGGGUCUGACGAGCUGCUGUCUGUGCUGGGCUGUUUAACCUGCCAUUUCCAGCUUCCUGACAAUAAAGAGAAAUCAGGCAGCUAUAAGAA
Molecule: messenger RNA, 3192 nt
Organism: Symphalangus syndactylus (siamang)
Lineage: Eukaryota; Metazoa; Chordata; Mammalia; Primates; Hylobatidae
Product: putative coiled-coil domain-containing protein 144B
Source: RefSeq, a predicted model, not a curated record